This is a messenger RNA of Hevea brasiliensis (rubber tree), 1789 nucleotides long. RefSeq names its product ureide permease 1-like. Gene Ontology annotation, biological process: nitrogen compound transport. Gene Ontology annotation, molecular function: uracil:monoatomic cation symporter activity; allantoin:proton symporter activity. The coding region runs from base 49 to 1326 and encodes 425 amino acids. Gene Ontology annotation, cellular component: membrane. Lineage: Eukaryota; Viridiplantae; Streptophyta; Magnoliopsida; Malpighiales; Euphorbiaceae. The transcript has 7 exons. The record is from RefSeq and is a predicted model, not a curated record.
AUAUAUAUAUAUGUCAUCGUAGAAUUUAUUGAAUAUAGUGAAUGAUUAAUGUUAAAGAGCAUCUGGUUUUCUGGGUUUGUGCUUCAGAAACUGAAUAUGGAGUUUUUAGGAAUACCCACUUUGAUUACUCUUCCAAUUGAGAAGAUUGUCUCUGGUGGGUUGAAAAUGUACCUGGUGGAGAGCAAAGGAGGAGCCAUAAUAUGCAUGCUGCUGUCUUUAUUCUUCUUAGGGACAUGGCCUGCUAUUUUUACUCUGCUAGAAAGACGAGGCCGUCUUCCUCAGCAUACUUACCUGGAUUAUUCCAUCACAAAUCUCCUGGCUGCUUUAUUUUUUGCUUUAACUUUUGGUGAGAUAGGGAAGAGCACACCAGAGAAACCAAAUUUUAUAACCCAACUUUCUCAGCUGAGUGAAAAUUGGCCUUCAGUCAUGUUUGCAGUGGGUGGUGGUGUGGUGCUUAGCAUUGGAAAUUUAUGCACACAGUAUGCUUUGGCUUUUGCUGGUUUAUCAGUGACAGAAGUGAUUACUGCUAGCAUGACUGUUUUAAUAGGCACAACCUUGAAUUAUUUCUUAGAUGAAAAAAUUAACAAGGCUGAGAUUCUUUUCCCUGGUGUUGGAUGCUUCUUGAUUGCAGUCUGUCUUGCUUCAGCUGUUCACUCAUCCAAUACAGCUGAUAAUAUAGCAAAGCUCAGAAGUUUGUCAAGUACAGAGGAUCUGGAAACUGGAAAUGAUACUGCAGACAAUGUGAAAUUUGGAACAGCAGACUUCCUUGUAGAGCUUGAGAAAAGAAGAGCGAUUAAGGUUUUUGGGAAGAGCACUUUGUCUGGACUUAGCAUAGCCUUCUUUGCUGGUGUUUGCUUCUCAUUGUUCUCACCAGCUUUUAACUUGGCAACAAAUGAUCAAUGGCACGCCUUGAAGAAAGGGGUUGCUAAGUUGGUUGUCUACACUGCAUUUUUUUGGUUUUCAAUCUCUUGUUUUGCACUUGCCAUCAUUCUCAAUGUUAUCUUCCUUUAUCGCCCAUUGCUGAAUUUACCCAGAUCAUCAGUGAAGUCUUAUCUGAAAGACUGGAAUGGCAGAGGUUGGGCGUUUUUGGCUGGUCUCCUUUGUGGGUUUGGAAAUGGUCUCCAAUUUAUGGGUGGUGAAGCAGCAGGAUAUGCAGCUGCAGAUGCAGUUCAGGCACUACCACUUGUUUCCACUUUUUGGGGCAUAGUUUUGUUUGGAGAUUACCAGAGAUCAUCAAGAAGAACAUAUGUAUUACUAGCCAGCAUGUUGUUAAUGUUUAUUGUAGCUGUUGCAAUUCUAAUGGCAUCAGCAGGGCAUCGAAAGUGAGCCCAGAACGUCAUAACAUGCCUGGAACUGUACAGAAAAUAGAUUAUUAAGCAGUUCCAUGGUUGAUCAGACAGUCAAUAAAACAAGUCAUGUAAAAUUUGUAAAUACACCCAUUGGAAGGGAGCUGCUUCCUAAUUCAAGAAAAGAAUCCUGGAUUUCUGUCUAUGAAAUUAUAAUAAAGCAAUAGUAACAGAUUGGUUUUUGGAGGGAGAAAGGUAGACAAGAACACUAAUAUUGGAAUUCUUGAAGGAUCUUCUGUCAGGAGUUGGUUUGUCUUGAUUUAUUUAAUAAAUCCUUGAGUAGAGCCCAUUACUGUGAUGCUUGUACUGGUUUAAUCUUGUUUUCCUCAUUUUCAUCUCUCUCUUUUACAUCACCAUCAUCACUUCUAUGCUUCUCAAGAACAGGAGAUUCAAAUGUUCUUAAAAAAUCUGAAACGAAAAGACAAACAUGGGAAUUCUCUUUA